UAGAUGUUAAUAGCUGCAGCCAGUCAGUCAAGAGUUUCAUUUCCAUGAUUCACUGUUGCCCAAAGGACAGCUGAGCCAUUUAUAGACAAUGAGUACUAUAGCUGCUACCGCUGGCACGUCCCCGACUGGCACCUCUAUUGAUCAGAUAUCCCAGAGUAUGAAGACUGGGAGAAAUGUCACCAUUGAAAUCACCAAUCACAGUCAAAAGUACAUCUUAGCAAAUCCAAAGGCUCACACCACCAGUGGAUACUGUUUCCAUCCUCCACAGCCUACGAUCGCAAAAAACACCACAGCAGUGUGCGCCUUCUCCAAAACUGCACGUGUAGCUCGUGGUGCUGUCGGGGUCCUGACGUACCAAAUGCUCAGAGAUGAAAAGUGCUUUGUUGCUGAACUGGCCAUCAUGUUCUCUGUGCCUUUUGACUACAACUGGUACGAAAACUGGUUUGCUCUGGGCAUUUAUAAACAAGAGAUUCCAUGUGAUGAAGCUCUUUUCUCUAAGAUGUAUUAUGACACUGGUCCUUUCACCAGAUGCAAAAGUACAGGAAGCACCUUAACAUAUUCUGGAAGAGGUGUUCUUGUGAAGGCAACAAUGUCUGCUGGAGGCCGAUCAGUUAUGAAAAUAGAAUUCUGGGAUGAAUAAUGCCAUCUCUGUUUUCAGAUAACUCCAAUCCUAGUUCAACUUUCAAAAAUGCUCAAAAAUAAGGGGGACACUUUUUACUGUGACCCAAAUGUAGCCUUUCAACACAAACAAGAUCGGGGUGGGCGAUAAGGCAGAAAUAUAACAUCAUAUCAAUAUAAUAUUUUUUCUUAAGACAUUGUUUCAUAACUACAUCCAGGGCUAAUUCUGCUCUCUUGAACUCCAAACUUAGCCAGGAUUCAAACUCACAAUCUCCCAACUGUACGGUUGGAUAUUUAGACAGCUACGCCAGUUAAGAGCCUUUCUUACCCUCUUUUUAACAUGUAAGGGUCAGUGUAAGUACUGAUGAUACCCACAAUAUACUUGGAAGACCUUAAUGUGACAUAAUUUAUCGUGAUGAUGAUAUAUCGUCAUAUUGCCCACCCCUAAUUACAUCAAUCCUGCUAUGAGGUAAUUAGAAUAUAUGGCUAUCCAAACACAUCUGUGCCAGAGCGGCCAAUGUUAGCAUUUUGCUAAGCCAA
Colossoma macropomum (tambaqui) is the source of this 1158-nucleotide messenger RNA. RefSeq names its product DELTA-actitoxin-Ate1a-like. The record is from RefSeq and is a predicted model, not a curated record. Gene Ontology annotation, biological process: monoatomic cation transport; cytolysis in another organism; pore complex assembly. Gene Ontology annotation, molecular function: channel activity. Lineage: Eukaryota; Metazoa; Chordata; Actinopteri; Characiformes; Serrasalmidae. The transcript has 3 exons. Gene Ontology annotation, cellular component: pore complex. The coding region runs from base 89 to 640 and encodes 183 amino acids.